AUGGAAGCUCCAUCACAAGUUAUAGAAUAUAUAUCAAAAGAAGUAAUACUAAAUAAUUCACCAUUAUCAUAUCAUAAAUUAUCAAGAAAAUGUAAAAUUCCAAUAUCAAAAUCAAAAAAUUUAUUAUAUGAAUAUUAUGAAAAAAAUAAAGAAAAAUUAAUUGCAACUUUUAUAACUACUGGUAUAACAGAAAAUGAUAAGAGAUUGAUAAAAUAUUCAAAUAAUGAAGAUGAGCUUGAAAAAGAUUUGAAAAAAUUCAAAGAAAUUUUUACAAUUCAUAUUUUUUGUAUUAUCAAAAAUGAUUUAGUUUUAACAAAAAAUGAAAUUGCAAUAAAUGAAUUAACUACCAAAAGUUCAUUUAAUGAAAUUAAAGAAUAUGAAAAAUUAGGUAUAAUUAUUGGUCCUGAAAUUUCAGAAUUAGAAAUUGAAGAACAAAGACAACAACAAUCAAAUAUCCCAUCACCUAAAAAACAACCACCAACACUUAAGAGAGAAGAAAAGAAAGAAGAUAAAAAAUCAAUUAAAAGUGCUGGAUUAUCUUCAUCUUACGUAUCUAGAAAAGAUCAAGCUAAACAACAACAGCAACAAAAACAACAGCAAAAACAAACUAAAACAAACUCACUUAAAAGAUCAUCAACUGAAUUAGAUUCAAAACCUACAUCUACAUAUCAAUAUAAAUCAAGAAAAGCAGAACUGAAAAAACCAAAAGAAAGAGUAAUAGUAUAUAAUAUUGAUGAUAAUAAUGCAAAGGAUGGAGAAACUGAUAAUGAUGAUGAUGAUAACGCCAAUGAUAAUGAAUUAAAAAAGAAACAAACCACACCUUCAACUACUAAUCUUGAAGAUAUUUUUAAUGAAGAUGAUGAUUUUGAAUUUAGUGAUGAAGAAGAAAAUAAUAAUCAAAAAGAAGAAGUUAUAAAUGAAUCAGAAACUGUAGAUGAACAGGAACAAAAAGAGGAAACUGAACAAAACCAUGAUCAAAAAGAUGAAGAACCAGAAUUGUUCGUCACGGAAGAACCAGAGGAAGAAGAAGAAGAAAAACAAGAAGAAGAGCCAGAAUUAAUUGAAGAAGUAGAUGAAGAAGGUUAUACAAUUACAAAAAGAAAACCAAGAUCAGUAACAAAACCUCAAAAACAAAAAUUUAAACCAAAAGCAAUAAAUAAAAUGGUACCACCAAAACAACCUAAAAAAUCAAAUGAUAGUGCUGCUAACAAGAAGAAAACUCAAAGUUCAUUAAUGAGUUUUUUUGGUAAGAAAUAA
Molecule: messenger RNA, 1257 nt
Organism: Lodderomyces pseudojiufengensis
Lineage: Eukaryota; Fungi; Ascomycota; Pichiomycetes; Serinales; Debaryomycetaceae
Gene: POL32
Product: DNA polymerase delta subunit
Exons: 1
Coding region: 1-1257 (418 amino acids)
Biological process (GO): DNA synthesis involved in UV-damage excision repair; nucleotide-excision repair, DNA gap filling; DNA strand elongation involved in DNA replication
Cellular component (GO): delta DNA polymerase complex; nucleus
Molecular function (GO): DNA-directed DNA polymerase activity
Source: RefSeq, a predicted model, not a curated record